UAGGAAAGCGACGCGCCCGCCACCCACAGGCCACACCGCCACCUGUACCUGCCCGUCCAUCGAUUCGUCGAGCUGCCCCCCUCCCCUCCCCUACCCGGCGCGGCGGCGACCGGCGAUGACGACUGCCACGGCGACGGAGACGGGGACGGCCGCGGCCCUGAAUGAGACCGCCCGCGCCGGGAUGGACAAGUACGAGGAGGUGCGGGACAUCGGCUCGGGAAACUUCGGGGUGGCCCGGCUGAUGCGCAACCGCGACAACGACGGGCUCGUCGCCGUCAAGCUCAUCGAGCGCGGCCACCGGAUUGACGAGAAUGUGUACCGGGAGAUCGUCAACCACCGCUCCCUUCGGCACCCCAACAUCAUCCAGUUCAUAGAGGUGAUCCUCACACCCACGCAUCUUGCAAUUGUGAUGGAGUACGCGGCCGGUGGCGAGCUCUUUGAUCGAAUCGUUGAUCGUGGGCGGUUCAGCGAGGACGAGGCCAGAUAUUUCUUCCAGCAGCUGAUCUGCGGUGUAAGCUACUGCCAUCACAUGCAAAUAUGCCAUAGGGAUUUGAAGCUGGAGAAUGUUCUCCUGGAUGGCAGCCCAGCUCCGCGGCUCAAGAUAUGCGAUUUUGGGUACUCCAAGUCGUCGGUACUACAUUCAAGGCCCAAGUCUGCAGUGGGUACACCAGCAUACAUUGCACCGGACGUUCUUUGUCGCCGGGAAUAUGAUGGGAAGCUUGCAGAUGUAUGGUCCUGUGGGGUGACUCUGUAUGUCAUGCUUGUGGGAGCCUACCCUUUUGAAGACCCGGAUGACCCCAAGAAUAUUAAGAAGACCAUUCAGCGAAUAGCAGCAGUCGACUAUAAGAUCCCAGACAAUAUUCUUAUAUCUGCUGAAUGCCGACAGCUCAUUUCGCUCAUCUUUGUGAGCAAUCCAACGAAGAGAAUCACCAUGAAAGAAAUAAAGAGCCACCCAUGGUUCUUGAAGAACUUGCCGCGGGAGCUCACGGAUGAAGCGCAGUCUGCCUACUACACGAGGAGCAGCAGCGUGCCUUCUUUCUCGAAGCAAACAACCCAGGAAAUCAUGGCGAUUGUGCAAGACGCAAAGAAGAUGCCAAGAUCACUCACAUCAGGUUAUGACUACGCCGACGAGUUAUCGGAUGAGGAGGAAAACCGAGCGAGGGUCAGCGUACCAGAGCAGAUUGACGAAGAAGAUGAGUGUGACAAGAAGGUUAGGGAGGUUCUCGAGAGCGGGGAGCUGGAUAUGAGCUCCUUGCGCAUCUGACCGCUGCUUGUGAUGUGGGACUGGGAGGAUGUAGAUAAUUGGACAUUUGGUUGUUUGGUUUUGUUAGGAUGUAGUAUGAUUUUCUGUUGCAGAGGUGAUUUGUUUGGGCUUUCCUGUAACGUAAUGUAGUGUGUAGUGUAAUAUUCAUUCUGAAGGAGAAUGUUUUGCACAGGGAAUCCGUUUCAUGUUUUUUUACUUCCUUUUUUGACAACCGAUCCGUUUAGUAUGUGUUAUUUUUGCUGGUAAAAGAGGUUUUUCCAUGUGCAUCAAA
Hordeum vulgare subsp. vulgare (domesticated barley) is the source of this 1535-nucleotide messenger RNA. RefSeq names its product serine/threonine-protein kinase SAPK4-like. The record is from RefSeq and is a predicted model, not a curated record. The transcript has 9 exons. Gene Ontology annotation, molecular function: ATP binding; protein serine/threonine kinase activity. Bases 116 to 1264 code for a protein of 382 amino acids. Gene Ontology annotation, biological process: intracellular signal transduction; protein phosphorylation. NCBI's taxonomy places the organism in Eukaryota, Viridiplantae, Streptophyta, Magnoliopsida, Poales, Poaceae.